GUAACUCCUCCGACAUGACGAUUCUGCUCGGUAUUCUGGUGAUCCUGGACAUGGGUGCUGUCACGGUACAAGACAGGGACAGGACAGCCACGGCCCAGAUCGUGAUGGUCUUCAUCUCACUGAUGUUCGUUGCUUCGCUUGCGACGCUUUGCUUGGGAAUGUCCCGUUGCCUCGCGCAGAAGUUCCGCAAGCGCUUCAAGUUCUUCCUCUGCCACCACAAGCGCGAUGCUGGGGCGAUGGCCCGGUUGCUGAAGAUGGAGCUGGAAAGGAGGCUGCAUGGCACCCGGGCCUUCAUCGACUGUGAUGACCUCAGUGACCUAACCCAGCUGUUCAGUUACGUGGCGCAGGACACCGAGUCCUUUGUGAUUCUCGGUACGAAGGAGGUCUUCCUUCGAAAGUGGUGCAUCG
Messenger RNA from Symbiodinium necroappetens, 408 nucleotides. Lineage: Eukaryota; Dinophyceae; Suessiales; Symbiodiniaceae. The record is from the annotation of a GenBank genome assembly.